Molecule: messenger RNA, 6456 nt
Organism: Doryrhamphus excisus (bluestripe pipefish)
Lineage: Eukaryota; Metazoa; Chordata; Actinopteri; Syngnathiformes; Syngnathidae
Gene: rspry1
Product: ring finger and SPRY domain containing 1
Cellular component (GO): cytoplasm
Molecular function (GO): protein binding; ubiquitin-protein transferase activity
Source: RefSeq, a predicted model, not a curated record
CACGCCUAGUUCACUCGUGUUUGCUAACUUGUACACUUCGACAGUCACGGCCAGGCUGCCUUUCAUCGAGCAGCUGUUUAGCCGUAAGCUAGCAUGGCUAGUAAUCUGUCUUCUUAGCUGAUUCUCUGCUUUGGUCUGCGAACUGUGUCGUGUUUCCAAGCGAUAAAGACUGCUAUAAGACCAGGUUCCGGAUUUAUGAUGUUCAAAGAAUUCAGCACAUCACCUGACCCCCGUCGGCACGUCAACCCACUUACAUAAAUUAUUAAACCCAAACUUAAUCCCUCAUCCCCGCAUCCCCGCUUGGAGUCACUAUGAUCAUUUGUGCUGACACAAACCUGCUCUGUGGGACGAGAACCCCCCAUAACCCAGCUCAUCAAAUGAUAUGAUAGUAGCUGCCUGGAUCAGUUACUGUGCCUGCAGGAGCCUUGCACAGGUUCUGCUCUUCCUUUCCUCCGCAAACACCUUUCCGACCCUGUGGGACACCCUCGCCGGCCGUGGAGCCAUGGGUAAUAGCUGCGUGUGCCGGGAUGAUAGCGACUUGGAGGACCAUCAUCACAGGGCGUCCAGGGCCUCCAGGGGGUCACGAGGACAACCCAGGCGGGCGGAUCACGGUACAGGUGCGGGCGUAGACGCGGGAGAUUCUCGUAGCGGUCGCCCGAGGGACCCCGUCAGACCCCCGCGUAGGGGGCGUGGUCCCCACGAGCCCCGGCGGAAGAAGCAGAACGUGGAUGGCCUGGUGCUGGACACUCUGGCUGUCAUCAGGACCCUUGUAGACAAUGACCAAGAGCCUCCUUAUUCCAUGAUCACUUUACACGAGAUGGCGGAGACGGACGACGGCUGGCUCGAGGUUGUCCAGUCCCUGAUUCGAGUGAUACCAUUGGACGACCCGCUCGGUCCUGCGGUCAUCACACUUCUAUUGGACGAGUGUCCCCUGCCCACUAAGGAUGCUCUUCAGAAGCUCUCAGACAUGCUGAGUCUGAGUGCGGCCGUGGCCCGACAGGACGCGCUGAGCCCCGCCAAGCACAGAAACACCACAGCUGUCCUGGGAUGUCUGGCUGAGAAGCUGGCUGGCCCGGCCAGUAUUGGACUGUUGAGCCCUGGAACUCUGGAGUAUCUUCUGGAAAGCCUGAGCUCUGAGGCGCACCCCACGGUCAUGUUGUUUGCUCUCAUCGCUUUGGAGAAGUUCUCUCAGACCAGUGAGAACAAACUGACAGUAUCCGAGUCCUGCAUAAGCAACAGACUUGCCGUGUUGGAGUCUUGGUCAGAGCAUCCAGACUACCUGAAGAGGCAGGUUGGAUUCUGCUCACAGUGGAGCUUGGACAACCUUUUUCUGAAGGAAGGGCGUCAGUUCACCUACGAGAAGGUCAACCUCACCCAUAUCAACGCCAUGCUCAACAGCAACGACGUCAGCGAGUACCUCAAGAUCUCCCCGAGCGGAUUAGAGGCACGUUGUGACGCCUCCUCCUUUGAGAGCGUGCGUUGUACGUUCUGCGUGGAUUCUGGCGUUUGGUACUAUGAAGUGACGGUCAUUACAUCUGGUGUGAUGCAAAUCGGAUGGGCCACCAAGGACAGCAAGUUCCUCAACCAUGAGGGCUACGGGAUCGGCGACGAUGAGUACUCGUGUGCAUACGAUGGCUGCAGGCAGCUCAUCUGGUACAACGCUCGCAGUAAACCUCACACUCACCCCUGCUGGAAGGAGGGAGAUGCAAUCGGCUUCCUGUUGGACCUCAGCAAAAAGCAAAUGGUCUUUUAUCUGAACGGACAUCAGCUGCCGCCAGAAAAACAGGUGUUCUCGUCAGCCACGUCCGGUUUCUUUGCGGCGGCCAGUUUUAUGUCGUACCAGCAGUGUGAGUUCAACUUUGGCGCCAAGCCUUUCCGCCACCCGCCCUCUGUCAAGUUCAGCACCUUUAACGACUUUGCCUCGCUGCUCCCCAGUGAAAAGAUCAUCCUACCCAGGCAUCGGCGUCUGGCUUUAUUGAAACAAGUUAGCAUCCGGGAUAACUGCUGCACGCUCUGCUGUGACGUCAUGGCUGACACAGAGUUGCGACCCUGCGGACACGGGGGUAUGUGCAUGGAGUGUGCCUUACAGUUAGAAACGUGCCCCCUGUGCCGCCAGGACAUCCAGACCCGCGUCAGACUCAUUGCACACGUCUCCUGACACGCUCCGCGCUCCUCUCCCGUAAGGCGAGAUGCAGAAGCCCUGCAGCCCCCACCCCCUCUAAGAACCUCUGGCCCAGCCGGCUUGAAGGAUGGUGCCGCGGGCGAAGGCACCGCGGCGGCGUGUUCUGGUCAGAGGAGGCCUUGAUUGGAGGAGUGAUGAGAGGUAGGAGAGGAGACGAGCGAAGGGGGAGGGGGUGAGCUUUUCACUCAUUUAGCCACGCCUCCUCUUUUCCAUUCUUCGGAGAGCGGAAUCCAGAUAAGACGCUCUGAAGGCGGGAGCAGAAACAAUGUAAGCCGGUCUCGAAUCCGCAACACCCGGUUAGCGAAACCUCUUUUCAGAAACUGUACUUAAUAUUUCGAGGCCACUAUAUAAUCACACAAUACACACGCCUUGGGAUGUGCAUGUAGUAACGAAUACGGGGGGUGGGCGACACGAACAUGUAAAAAUGGUGGCACUUUUAUGAUGACCUCUGCAGAAAAAAUGCAUAUUUUCAGAGGAUUUUUUUUUUUUUUUGCCAAAAUUUGCGGAUUGGUGAAUUCAUUCAUUUGUUUUCAAUGACGCUUAAUCCUCACUUGGGGGGGGGCAUGCUACAUGCACCCCACCCCUGCUGACUUUGGCCGAGUCAGGGUACACCCAGGUGAGAAAUUAUAAGGUGUUAAACAAUAAUCGAACUUAUUUGUGAACAAAAUAAUAAAGUUUUUGCCUUUUUUUUUGUUAUUGUUUGAGCGUUGUCCCCCCCCCCAAUGCCUUGCUAGUUACUGCGAUGGAUCUGCCCACCCCCCCAUUGACUAAAAAAAGGCUCAAAAAAGGUUGAAAAACACUGCUCUAGACCAGUGUUUUUCUACCUUUUUUGAGCCACGGCAUGUUAUUUACAUUGGAAAAAAUUUUACUGGGCAUGCCCAGUAAACAUCAACAUCACGUGAUACCGACUUCCGACGAGUUUUUCUUUCACUUGUCGGAAUAACUCCAGUAUUGCCAGUUUUUCGUCUGUCCAGUCUUGAAAUUUUUUGGGCAUGCCCAGUAAAACGUAAGCAUCAACAUCACGUGAUACCGACUUCCGACGAGUUUUUCUUUCACUUGUCGGAAUAACUCCAGUAUUGCCAGUUUUUCGUCUGUCCAGUCUUGAAAUUUUUUUAGGGCAUGCCCAGUAAAAUUUUUCCAAAGCAAAAAACGUGCCGUGGCUCAAAAAAGGUUUAAAAAACACUGCUCUAGACCAGUGUUUUCAAAAAAGGUUGAAAAACACUUUCAACCUUUUUACAUUGGAAAAAAAUUUACUGGGCAUGCCCAGUAAAAUGUAAACAUCAACAUCACGUGAUACCGACUUCCGACGAGUUUUUCUUUCACUUGUCGGAAUAACUCCAGUAUUGCCAGUUUUUUGUCUGUCCAGUCUUGACAUUUUUUUAGGGCAUGCCCAGUAAAAAAUUUUCCAAAGCAAAAAACGUGCCGUGGCUCAAAAAAGGUUGAAAAACACUGCUCUAGACCAGUGUUUUCAAAAAAGGUUGAAAAACACUUUCAACCUUUUUACAUUGGAAAAAUUUGACUGGGCAUGCCCUAAAAAAAUUUCGUCACGUGUUACCGACUUCCGACGAGUUUUUCUUUCACUUGUCGGAAUAACUCCAGUAUUGCCAGUUUUUCGUCUGUCCAGUCUUGAAAAUUUUUUUAGGGCAUGCCUAGUAAAAUUUUUCCAAAGCAAAAAACGUGCCGUGGCUCAAAAAAGGUUUAAAAAACACUGCUCUAGACCAGUGUUUUCAAAAAAGGUUGAAAAACACUUUCAACCUUUUUACAUUGGAAAAUUUUACUGGGCAUGCCCAGUAAAACGUAAACAUCAACAUCACGUGAUACCGACUUCCGACGAGUUUUUCUUUCACUUGUCGGAAUAACUCCAGUAUUGCCAGUUUUUCGUCUGUCCAGUCUUGAAAUUUUUUUAGGGCAUGCCCAGUAAAAUUUUCCCAAAGCAAAAAAAACGUGCCGUGGGCUCAAAAAAGGUUGAAAAACACUGCUCUAGACCAGUGUUUUCAAAAAAGGUUGAAAAACACUUUCAACCUUUUUACAUUGGAAAAAUUUGACUGGGCAUGCCCUAAAAAAAUUUCGUCACGUGAUACCGACUUCCGACGAGUUUUUCUUUCACUUGUCGGAAUAUUUCCAGUAUUGCCAGUUUUUCGUCUUUCCAGUCUUGAAAUUUUUUUAGGGCAUGCCCAGUAAAAUUUUUCCAAAGCAAAAAACGUGCCGUGGGCUCAAAAAAGGUUGAAAAACACUGCUCUAGACCAGUGUUUUCAAAAAAGGUUGAAAAACACUUUCAACCUUUUUACAUUGGAAAAAUUUUACUGGGCAUGCCCUAAAAAAUUUUUUGUCACGUGAUACCGACUUCCGACGAGUUUUUCUUUCACUUGUCGGAAUAACUUCAGUAUUGCAAGUUUUUCGUCUGUCCGGUCUUGAAAUUUAGUUUGAAUCAAAAACAAACAGUCCAGUGCCGAUUUUUGGCCUCCAUUUUUAAAAAUCCUGUUGCCCAGGACGCAGCCUCGUUACUAUAUGUAGAUCCCAAAGGUAGCAUUUUCUUGGCUCUGUGUCGUUACCAUCGCCAUCUCUUGGUUCCACGACUGCGUAAAAAAGUUUAAAAACCAAAAAAAAAAAAAAAAGCAGGGUUUUACUUGUUUUAUUUUACAAAGGUUAAAAAUGUUAAAUAUCCAAUCUUACCAUGAAAGAGCCUGUAAUGGUAAUAAGGUACUGUAAUAAUUUUCCACCAUUUGUGUGUCAUGCUUUUAUCCAUAAGCUCAGAUUUAGACUGUCAGUGGUAUAAUAAUAGGAGUCUAUUUGUGCGGGUAGUGUUGAUAAUAAGUACAGUUGAAGCACCCGACUUCAGACUUCGAUUCCGUCUCCGUGUCCCAGUUUGUCGGUCUGCGACAACACACUCGAUUCUCUGUGAUUUAACACAAUGAAAGGCGGCGGCGGCGGCGGUGGUGGUGGGGGGGUUCCAAAGUGGUGGGGCCUCAUUUAACUCUCUCACUAGCAGCGCUAAGAAUGAUAAAUAGAUUUUGAUGUGAAUCGUGAACCCCCCUCCCCCCAUUCAGGUCUUUUUCAAGACGACAUUCUAGCCCAGGGGUGGGCAAACUUUUUGACUCGCGGGCCGCAUUGAUAUAACAAAAUUUCCGGGGGGGGGGGGGAGGCAGACUAUAUAUUUUACACGUAACAGUCCACCUGGUAUUAUUGUAUCUGUAAAAUUGUCAUGCAAUCUGCUAUUAUUAUUUAUUAUUUUAUAUUUAUAUUUAAAUAUUUAAAAAAUAAUAAAAUAUUAUAAUAAUUAAAAUAAAAUAAAAUAAUAAUAAUUAAAAUAAAAUAAAAUAAUAAUUAUUUUAUGAUUAUGUAAAAUAUGCAAAUAUAACAAUAUUAUUAUAUAUAAUAAUAUAAUAAUUAGCAUUAAUAUAAUAAAUAUAAUAAUCAUAAUAGUUAUAAUAAUAUAAUAGUUAUUAUUUUAAUUUUUAUUAUUAUUAUGUGCUUGUGUCCCUUUUUUCAGGAGCACUUUGUAAACAACAGACCAUGUCAAACAACAAAAUUGAUACAACCAUCAAAAGGUUGGCUCAGGCCAUGAUGCCAGGUUGUAUGUUGAGUUUAAAUGAAAUACUUUGGAAAGAUUGGGCGGGCCGUAUUCAAACACUUGGCGGGCCGGAUGUGGCCCCCGGGCCGUAGUUUGCCCACCCCUGUUCUAGCAUGUGUGUUUGCAAUGCUAUUUAUUGUCAUGUCUUUGUUUUGCUGCAAACGACAGCACUCUUAAGUCCGCGUGUUUACACAACUUUAUUAGCACCAAACAAAAAAAAUCACACACACAAAAAAAAAAAAAUAACACCACUUGACACUGACGAGACGGGUAGGCAGAUUCCGGUAUCGAUCUGGCGCCCUUUAAAUAGAACCCAAACAUUGCAGAUAAUGAGGCAUUCUACUUGAAAAUUUCUUGAUUUUUGCAUUUCACGUGUGGAUGAUUAUAAUCACAAUAAAAACACAAGGCAAAGAAGAUUUUAGCCGAUUUAUUUGUUGACAAAUUAAUAUCCAAAUAUUGCCUAAAUAGUGCUAAAUAAGUCAAGAAGAUUUUGACUUUAAAGCUCUCCUGUAGCCACAAACAUAUUCAGAAUUUGUAAACAAUAUCAAUAAAUCUAACAAUAUGAGCAUUAUCAUCAGUCCGAUAUAUAUAUCCAUACUAUGAAUAUUUGCAUCAAUCUGCCCUCCCCGGUUAGUAUUAUUACAUUAUUCAUCCUUUAUCUCAGGGGUGGGCAAACUACGGCCCGGGGGCCACAUCCGGCCCG